CCGGGAGCGUACCAACACCUAGAGGAAGACAGCGCUCCUCCGCGUCAUUUGUGCACGUGCUGCGAGCGAGCGCGCGACACCGCCGUUUGCCCUGAGCGACUCGUUUGCUGAUCGGUGUAACACCAAAUAAAUUCGUACUUCUCAAACGACCGGUGAAGCCGAGGAGCGAUGUGCUGGUGAAACAGUCCCUACCCGUGUUUUACCUCCAGGAAGUGUGUGUUUGUAGGCUGAGCCAGCGCUCGACUGUCAGCUGAGCCGCGGCUCCCCAGCCCGUCCUACAAGUCAUCCGACUCUGCCGGACAAGUGUUUGGAUAAACCGUGUUUAAAUUAAAGGUUUAAUUUGUGGUUUCCAGCUUGUUUAACAGGAGGCUGUUUUAUUUUUGUGAUCGUGCGCGGACGGUUUACCCAGGUUUUCAGUCAGUGAUAUUUAUUUUUACAUCGCCGCGAACAACACCCCGCACAGACACGGGUGAGUGUGGGCUUUUCGCAAGAAGAGCCUCUGAUUGAUGAAAAACAUGCUGGGACUGUACUGAAGCAAAAUGGAUCCUGAGGAACAAGAGCUGCAGAAUGACUACCGGUAUCGGAGCUACUCAGCUGUCAUUGAAAAGGCGCUCCGCAACUUUGAGUCCUCCAGUGAAUGGGCUGACCUCAUCUCCUCUCUGGGCAAGCUCAACAAAGCUCUUCAGAGCAACCUGAAGUAUUCCCUACUUCCCCGGCGGCUGAUCAUCGGCAAACGUUUAGCCCAGUGCCUGCACCCAGCACUGCCCAGCGGUGUACACCUUAAGGCUCUUGAGACCUAUGAGGUCAUCUUCAAGAUCAUUGGCACCAAAUGGCUUGCCAAGGAUCUCUUCAUCUACAGUUCUGGGCUGUUCCCCCUCCUGGGCCAUGCAGCCAUGUCUGUGAAGCCAGUACUGUUGAUGCUCUAUGAGCGUUACUACCUGCCUCUACAACGAGCCCUCUUGCCUAGUCUACAAGCCUUUGUCAUGGGCCUGCUUCCUGGGCUGGAGGAGGGGCUGGAGGUGUAUGACAGGACAGAUGCCUUGCUGCUGAAGCUGUCCCAGCAGGUUGGACAGUGUGUAUUCUAUGGAGCGCUGUGGGGCAGUGUACUAGUCAGCCCUCUGGUUCGUCUUCCUGCCUCCCACUUCAUUGUCACACACUUCGACAGAAUGGCCACUGGCCGCGAGCAGAGACACAUGCUUGGCUCUGACCAUAAGCUAGUGUUGAAAUCCAUCUGCCUGUCACUACAGGACUCCAAUGUGCUGGUGCAGAGGAACAUGCUGGAGAUUCUUCUCUUCUUCUUCCCCUUCUGUACCUGUUUAGAUCCAACUGAAGCCAGCAUUCCCUUGUCCCGGGAUGACGUGAUCUCCCUUGUGUGCGCCGCCUCUCUGACCUUGCUUAGGAGGGACAUGUCACUGAACAGGAGACUAUACGCUUGGUUGCAAGGCACAGAUUCCAAGGGGAGCAUGUUGGCACCGGAUCCAAACAUGUCCUCUACUUUGGAGGAGCACAUGGCUUUCUACUUUGACCACUAUUCCAGGGAACUGCUGCUACAGGCCGUCGUCGACAUCCUGAGGCUGAAGACCAUGCAGUCUGAACCAGAGACUCUCACGGCAUACCUCAGACCUUUCCGCAUCAUCCUCAGCUUGCUAGACAAGCCAGAGAUUGGCCCGAAAUUGACUGGGGACCUGAUGUUGGAGGUCAUUAGGGCUCUAUAUAGCUAUGUCAGCGAGAUGCUGGGGGAGGAGACUACUUUGGGCUCCAGCCUCAUCACAAACCAGUUGGCCAGUAAAGUCAAAGAGAGCAAGAAUGCAUCCGAGAUCAUCAAAACGGCAAACAUGCUCAUCAGCUCGCUGAACAGUGACUACGUGUGGAACUACAUGACCAGGUGUUUCUGGGCCUGUCUCAGCAAGGGAUCCUCAGGGCACCCUACAUCCACUGUGCUGGAGGACAGAUGUGCCCCACCCUCUGUUUCUGAGAUAUCUACUCUGAUCAUGUUCCUGCUGGAUGUCAUCCCUCUGGAGCUAUACACUGAGAUCCAAACAGAAUACCUGCCACAAAUGCUGGGCAGCAUGCUGCAGGCGCUCCGGGGUCAGCUAGGAGAGAUCAGCCUGUCUGAGCUCACGCAGGCACUGCGUGCCUGCUUCAGGGUGCUCAGUAAGAUCCAGAUGCCUGUGGCCUACAUGGAUAUGGAGGCAGAAUCACAGACACACAAGGAUGAGGCUAAGGAGAAUCAAGGAGCCAUUCAGGGAGAUGGAGCACAUGGAGAAGAUGACAGAGGUGAUAAAGACAGCAGAGAGGAAGACGUGGAGUCUGAGAUAGGGGAGCUGGAUGGAGAGGCAGAGCUGGACACGGGGCUUGCAGAUGCAGCAAUUCCCACUGUGCGCUCUGAGGACAGUGGGCUCGGCCUCAGUACGUCUACUUCUGAGCAACAUCUGUCCCGAGAAAGGAUGGGACUGGAGACAGGGGUGUGUCCUGGGAGGGGCGAUGUAUGGAGAAAGGGAGGCAUUGUGGAAGACAUGACACACAGCAUGCUGGACAUCCUGGACUCUUUCAUCAGCAGGUUUCUGCUCUGUCCAGUGUGUGAGGAGAAAAAGCAGCAGGAAGCCAUUGAUACCAGCACUUAUGCAACUGGCCUUGGUACUAGGGCCUUGGCGAGACAGAGAGGGAGCCGUGAGCUAGGGCAGUUCAGAGAGAAGCUGACAGAGUUCUUCACUCCCAACAAACAGAAGUUGCAGCAACUGGCAGACUUUUCCUUCCCUUCGCACAGGAAAGGUGGAAAGGGCACAGGAGAAGGCCAGCUGCACUGGGGGGCAGGCUACAAGUCAAGGGAUAGGUCAGAUAUUUCCGAGGCUUGUCGACAGGCCUUCACCGCCAUCUGUCACCUGCUUUUGGAGUGUAGUACCUUCCCUGUUUACCUGCUAGAGGAUGAGAGAGAAACUCUGAAUACUGCACUUUUCCAUAAUGCAGGAAAUGAUAAGCACAGUCUUCCUGUGUGGUUGAGGUCUUUGAUGACCCUAUGCUGUCUGUCGAAGGACAACCACAUCCAACAUGUAGCCAUCUCAUCCGUUCUGGAGCUGUUGAACCACUCCCAUUCCUUGGCCCUGGUUAUCGAGGACAAGAACCGGCGCUAUAAGAGCUCUGAUAGCAAUCCGUUCAGCGGACAACUGCAGAUGCUCACUAUUCCACCCAUUUACCCCAGGGUCUUCAAGGCCAUUGAAGAAUACACAGACUUUUACCAGAGGUUGGCACAGGUACUAUGGGGGCAGUUGGACUCAGAGAGAGGGGAGCUUCAUGUCACUUGUGUGGAGCUCUUCUAUCGGCUUCACUGCCUAGCACCCACAGCCUCAGUCUGUGAAGACAUUGUCUGCCUGGCACUGCAGCAUCGAGAGAAGGUGGUACAACUUGAAGCUCUACACAGGUUCUCUGUACUGUGGCACCUGACCCGGGAGAUACAGAACAACAGAUCUGUGUCCUUGAACCGUUCCUUUGACAGAUCACUUUUUGUGGUUCUGGACUGUCUCAACAGUCCAGAUGGGUCUGUGAGAACUGCUGGGCAGAGCUGGCUCAUCCGGGCUCUCUCCCUCAAUGAUGUCGCUCGAAUUCUAGAACCCAUUCUUCUGCUACUGCUUCACCCUGAGACUCAGCGCUGCUCUAUUCAGUGCCUCAUGCAGAAUCUGGCUGGAGGCCAUCUUAAGAUGUUUAAAUGGAAGGACCGUGCAAUAUCUCAUAAUGCUGAGACUUCUCUGAAUGGCAUUGCAAUGGAGAGCCUGUCUGAGGACACUCUGUUGAGCUGGCUGGCUGUGGUAGACCGUGAAGUACUGUGGGCAGACCUUGAGCAUGUGCCAGAGAUGGUGAAUGUGCCAGAGCUACCUGAGGAGGGCAGAAGGUGGAGCGAGGAUACUGAGGGAGAAGAUGAAGAAUCAAGGCAGGAUGCUAUGGAGGAAGAGCAAGAGGAAAGUGAGCACACUGAGUCAGCAGAUACCAGCGGUGCUCAGCUCUCCACAGAGGACUCUGGUUCGGGCUCUGCUCCCUACUUGCAGCGAGUUGACUCAGAGCGGACACAGGCUUCUGAGUCACUGUCCAGUGAGGAGGAGGAAGAAGAGCUGGCUGCCAUGGCACGACUGCGGCACCUGAAGCAGCUACAAGAGCGACGAGAGGCAGUAGAUGCUCUCUACAGGCACACACUCCUGUACCUCCAACCUUACAACCACGCCCGCAUCCUCCAUGCCUUUGGUGCGCUGGAGAGCCUCAUUCGGACAAAUGGUCAGCCAUUUGUCGAGGCUGUGUCUACUACAACACUGGAUACAGGCAGUGCUGCCCAUCUUGGACUGGUCCAAAAUCUGCUACAACGUCAUCAAGAAUCACUGGAGGGCCGCAGUUUCUAUGGGCGCUGGCAGCCCCAGUCCAUGGAGUCAGGGCCCCAAUGUCUGCUGAUUGAACUACUUGUUAGUGUUUGCCUCAGCUUUCUGCGCUCACACUAUCCUCGCUACUUGCAAGUGGGUGCGCUGGAGGUGCGGGGGAAUCUCCAAGUCAAGGUGACGAGUGUGGAGGUGUUGACAUGCCUGCUCGGUCAGCUGAUUGGCCCUGUUCGGGACCACGAACGGCGCAGCCUGGACCUUGUCUGCCAGCUGCUGUCAAGCAGUGGGUUGCAGCGCUAUGUCCUGCUCUCAUUAUCUACCUCCAUGCAUGUCAGCCAGCGGCCUGGCAUUGAGAAGGACAAGGAGGCCCAGCUGUCGAUGGAUGUCACAGAUGGGCUGUCUGAGGAGCGAAUGAUUGAGCAGAGCCGAGACGCUGGCUGCAGUGAGCAAGCCCUACAGGUGGAGCUGCUGAAACUGCUGCAGGUACUGGUGGUACUGGAGCACCAUGCAUACGCUGAAGGAGGUGUGGAGAAGGGCACAACUGCCGGCGGCACCUCCCCGCUGGCCCGUGAAUGGCAAACUGCCCAACAGUACCAGCAGUCCAUUCGUGCACAACAGUACAUACCCGCGCAGCCCAUCACGGCCCAAGGCAUGUUUGUCUCUGCCGCAGCCUCUGCCCUGCUGCCACGCUAUGGGUACGCAAUGCACCCACCCUGGGUGUCAAUGAUUUGUUCUUCUCUGCCUUACCUUGGCCGCUCCCUGGCUGUUAUUGUUGCCCCAUUCAUUGCCCAGAUCUGCAAGAACUUGGAUGAGCUGGUGCGGCAGUAUGAGCAUGAGGUCGACAGGGCCUCCCACAGUGUCACCUUCAGAAGGGAGAGCAUUGCCUUAGAUUACCCCCUAACCCUAAUGGAAGGCCUGACCACCAUCACUCACUACUGCCUGCUGGACAAUAGGAAGCAGUCCCCUGUAAUCCCUGACCCCGUAGACCUACGAAAUGCUCGUAAUGCCAUCCUGGAGGAGAUGCCACGGGCAGUCAGCACUAUGGCCCUGCUGUGGAGUGUGGUGAGGCGUGAGGAAGGCCAAAGGAAAGGCUCAGACACUGUUCAAACAGCCCGGAACACCACUACGUCUGUGUGUUUUAGAAAUGCAAAGGUCCUCAGACUAAAGGUGCUGGAAUUUUUGGAUCCACUGAUGGCACCCUUUGGGGUUCAGGUUAUGGCAUCAGUUGGUGCCGUAUGGAACACCAGGAGGAGCAAGAAGGGCCGCAAUAAAAAUAAAGUCUUACCAGUGGCCAGUGAAUCUCGUCUGACCAUCGUAGACCUGGUGAAAUCCCUGAGUACCCUACGUACCAAUACCAUUCUGCACCUCGUAAAAGAAGUUGUGAAAAAGCCCCACCAGAUCAAGGGAGACUCGAAGUCUACACUGGUUGAUAUCCCACUUCUUCAGUUUAGCUACACCUUCAUUCAAAGCAUCUGUGCUCAAGCACUCCAGGAAAAUAUCACUCCCCUCCUGUGCCUGCUGAAGGAGUCUGUCCAGAUGAACUUGGCCCCUCCUGGACAAUUCCUUCUGCUGGGAAUUCUCAAUGACUUAGUUAACAGACUCCCUAAUCUGGACAAUAAGAAAUAUUCCAAAGACCUGCAGGAGGUGACCCAGCGGAUCCUGGAGGCAGUGGGCAGUGUGGCAGGCUCGUCCCUGGAGCAGACCAGCUGGCUUAGCCGUAACCUGGAGGUGAAAGCCCAGCCGCAGGUGUGCCCGGAGGAGGAUGACCUGGAUGAGCCAGACCUCUAUGAUUUGACUGCUCAGCCCAAUGCCAUGGUGUCUUCGUCAGCCCCAUCUGUGUACAGCGUCCAGGCCCUCAGCUUGUUGGCAGAGGUGUUGGCUCCUCUCUUGGACAUGGUGUACCGCAGUGAUGAAAAGGAGAAGGCAGUUCCCCUGAUCUCACGCAUCAUGUACUAUGUCUUCCCCUACUUGAAAAACCACAGUAACUACAACAUGCCUAGUUUCUGUGCCGGUGCCCAACUCCUCAGUAGCCUCAGUGGAUACGCCUACACCAAGCGUGCCUGGAAGAAGGAGGCAUUUGACCUUUUCAUGGACCCCCUCUUCUUCCACAUGGACGCUGCCUGUGUUCCACACUGGAAGUCCAUAGUUGACCAUUUGUUGACUCAUGAGAAGACCGUAUUCAAGGAGCUAAUGACCAUGCAGAGCAGCUCACUGAAGGUGCUACCCAACCAAGAGCAGAAGGCACUCCUACUUAAGCGCCAGGCCUUCUCUGUGUUCAGCGGCGAAUUGGACCAAUACCACCUCUACCUACCGCUAAUCCAAGAGCGUUUGACAGAGAACCUGCGAGUUGGACAGACUCCUUCUGUAGCAGCCCAGAUGUUCCUAACCUUCCGGGUUCUCCUUUUGCGCAUCUCCCCCCAGCACCUCACUUCACUGUGGCCCAUCAUGGUCACUGAGCUAAUACAUACAUUUGUUCAGCUGGAAAGGAGUUUGGUAGCAGUCAAAGAGGUUUCAAAACCAGUGGGCAGAGGCAAUGUGGGACGAGGAGUGCCCGGGAGGCAUGGCCCUGCCCGUCUGUUUCUCCAGAGUGAGCUGGACAUGUACUUGUCAGCUUGCAAGUUCCUGGAUAUGGCCCUUUCCUUCCCACCUGACAGGAUGCCACUCUUCCAGAUGUACCGCUGGGCAUUUGUUCCUGAGGUGGAUACAGAGAACUAUAGUGGUCCAGAGAAUGGCCUGAUGGAAGGGGAGCAGGAGUGUCAACCCCACAUUCUUAGGAUCCUAGAAGGGCUUCACCACAGGUUUGAGGACUUAAAUGGCACAGGUGAGACCAAAGGAGAUGUUGAACGACCGGAAUUCCCUCUACUCACGAUGCGAUCCAUCUCCUGCAUCUCUGAGCUGUGGCCUUUUCUGCACAUCCUGAGCUGCUCCUUCAGGUGUCCCAGCAUUCACCGAGGACCUCAGCCCAUGGCCCAGUACCCAGUGGCCAACAGUGACCUGGUUUUGAACAGACUUGAGCUGGUGAUGGAGCAGGAGUUCCUAGAGAGCGUUGAAGGCUAGAAUCAGGAGCUUGGCUUUUCCACCAAAUUGUUGCUACAAUGUCUUGCUUGUUUCUUCAGACCUGGGCCGGAAUGUCAUGGGUUCUUUACGCAGGAACUGGGAAUUUUAUCUCUGUGAGGGUCGAACCCCCACAGUCUCCUAGAGGAAGACCUUUUUUCACCUUGUGGGUUUUCUGAAUGUAACCUAGCCCAUCCCUGGUUGUGGCAUCGGGACACCCCCCAAAACAAUGCUUUUAUGCAUACUAGCCAGUGGUCUUCCCAUAAAGUGAAAAAUCAAGUUUUUUUUUUUUUUUUUUUUUUUUUUAAUAUCCUUCGAAAUUACAUGUGCAGCAGAGGAGUGAUGCAUUUAAUGAGAAAGGCAAUAAACACAUUUCAUAACCUGUUUAACACAGGGUGAAAUCCAAGUGCUGUCAAUCUUUUGCUUCAUUCUGAAUGUUAAUUUUGUCUGUGUCUAUUAGCUGGUGCCUGACAUGAUAGCACAGUACAUUCCAGUCAUGAGGGACAAUUUUUUUUUUUUCCUUCCUCCUGUCUUCCAUAUUGCAGCUACAGUAUAGAAAAGGAAGAAAAUCAUUACUGACCUGUUAUUAAUCAUGAUGCAUAGACCCUUUAUGUACAAUCUAUAAUACCCAUUAAAAUCAAACCUGUCUGAACCACAGAUGGCAAAGAUUAUAUAGGAGUAAGUGUGCUGUAGGUAUUAUGACUUUUGGAGCAAGUGUGCAAUAGACUUAAUCUAGUUUCAGAGCAACUAUAGUGUAGAUGUAUCCACCUUUGUAGUGGGUAUUGUCUUGUUCUGUAUUGACUCUGGAGGCUUAACAUAUGGAUGUUCCAUGUGUUAUGUACUGGAUGAGAUUUUUGAGGAAUGAGAAAUCCCACAGGUGAUUGUUUUGACCAAAUGCACAGUUUGAGUGUAGAUGAUCCCUUUUACCUUCAUAUAUUUAAUUCAACGGAAGAGCUCACCCUCUUAUUAUCUGGUUCCAUG
Molecule: messenger RNA, 8393 nt
Organism: Scleropages formosus (Asian bonytongue)
Lineage: Eukaryota; Metazoa; Chordata; Actinopteri; Osteoglossiformes; Osteoglossidae
Gene: dop1b
Product: DOP1 leucine zipper like protein B
Exons: 38
Coding region: 540-7415 (2291 amino acids)
Biological process (GO): Golgi to endosome transport
Cellular component (GO): trans-Golgi network; endosome
Source: RefSeq, a predicted model, not a curated record